Molecule: messenger RNA, 1095 nt
Organism: Chlamydomonas reinhardtii
Lineage: Eukaryota; Viridiplantae; Chlorophyta; Chlorophyceae; Chlamydomonadales; Chlamydomonadaceae
Exons: 1
Coding region: 555-920 (121 amino acids)
Source: RefSeq, a predicted model, not a curated record
AAUAUGCCGGAUAUAACCCAUCCCCCAAAAUACAGACGUAUGCACUUGAAGUCCCUUAUCACUACAUAGGCCAUGCCCGCAUCCUCGUGUCCACGCGGCCUUCCGACAAGUUCUUCAUCUCCGGAGACGCGCUGACUUCAAAGAGGCGACUGGCCUCUGUACAGAGCAGGUGUUCAUCGUCGGCGGCACAGGCAAUUACGUGAAGGACCUGGGCGAGAAGGGUGAGCUUGGCGGGGACCUGAAAUCUUUGACUGGGAACAGGGCCGUUUGUUUGCGCCUUGGCGCUCCCCGGCAUUCAUGCAGCUGCAGAUCUCGACGCGAGUCUGACAGCACGCUAUGAUAGGUAGAGUUGCCUGCUUGUCGCCUGGCGGCCUUCAGCGCGUUGACAUUGCCGCCUGCCUUGACUUUGCCCUCUGACGCCUCACUGACUUCGCUACUGCUGCCACUGCCGUCUGUGUGAUGCAGGGUUCAUAGACGCCUGCAAGACCACCAGCGCUACCCGGAUCUUCCCCGACACGCAGCAUCACAAUGUGCUCGGCUUGCCCUUCACCGGGAUGAGCAACGUCGCUGGCGUCAAUGGCCCAGACGCGCUGUCACCCUUCGCUAUCGUCACGGACAAGGACAUCGACCGCGCUGACAACGACCCCAACCACAUUUUCGUGCGGCCCGACCAUCCCGGCGUCACCCUUCCACAUCCUCGCACUACCCAUGGCGGUGGCGGCCGACGACACUCCCGCGGCGCGGCGCCUGGCGGUCGGCACGACGCCGGCGCCCAACGGCGCGCUGCACCGGUCCCACACCCCCGCCAGCCCCCUGGCGACCCUGACGACCCCCGGCAUGCUCAGGGUCGGCGCUCGUGGGGCCACGGUGGCCAGGCCGUCGAGACGGAGGUCUGCGGCGGCGCGCAGCAUUCCGGAUGAGCCCCUGGAGACCAUCUUCCAGGCGAGUGAAGGCGGUUGCAUUGUGCUACGGGCUUCUCACGGCACCAAAACUACCUAGUGUGCGUCUCUCUUUUGCAGCACAGCCGGGGUUGGUGGCGCCAAGUUGGGCCCUGGUAGCAUGUGAUGGCUUGGCGUCUUCGGGCGCUCGGACUGU